Clupea harengus (Atlantic herring) is the source of this 2988-nucleotide messenger RNA. RefSeq names its product starmaker (gene stm). The coding region runs from base 146 to 2116 and encodes 656 amino acids. NCBI's taxonomy places the organism in Eukaryota, Metazoa, Chordata, Actinopteri, Clupeiformes, Clupeidae. The record is from RefSeq and is a predicted model, not a curated record. The transcript has 19 exons.
CCCCUCAGAGCCGGGGCAUGCAGGGGAGGGUAUAAAAGCACCGUGGCUCGUUCCAGUUAGGCUUUAGACCUACGGGAGCGCACAUACAAGACACACAAGUGUUGUUCCUCCCUAACCUGUUUGCCUUUUAAAGAAUCCUGCCAAAAUGUUGUCGCGGACACUUGUUGUUUCCUUGCUUUUUGCUGUAGCUGGUGUUGUUUUAUCUGCACCAGUGACAGAUGGACAAGACUCAGAUGACAGAGCAGCUCCAGUCAUAGCAUUCAUCAAUGGAGAAAACCGUGAUGAUCAGACCCCUACAAGUCCAGCCCAAGGAGUCUCAGAUGGGAAAGACUCAGCUGAGGACGUUACAGGUGCAGACUCAGCUGACACCACAAAUCAGCCAGAUGCAGAUGCAAGCGUGGAAGACACUACCACUAGUCCCGAUUCCCAAGAGUCAUCUGACACCGUGACAGAGAAGAAUGACUCUACUGAUGCACAAGAUGGAGAUGAUACGUCUGAAGAAAUGGCAGUGACAGACGACAAAGAGACUUCUGAGACUGACACAACCGAGGAGUCAGAUAACUCAGAAAUUGACAAAGACAACAGUGCCGUCGCCGAUAAGGAUGACAACAGUGAGGAGGCUGAUGCCAGCGAGCAGCAGGAUUCACCAGACAACGUCGACACCGAAAGCGACGAAGCUUCUCCAGAUAAGGCAGACAGCGAGGACAACACUGACGAAAACACGAUGGAGAGUGACGAGCAGACAGUCAAUGACAAGGUUGAUGGUGAAAGUGAAGCGGCCUCAGAGGACAAAGAGAGCGACGAGGCCAGUGACACUAACAAGGCCAAAGACACUGACGAGGCAAAAGACACGGACAAGGAAACACCGGACUCAUCAGACGAGGAAGCGAAAGUGGUCGGCAAUCCAGACUUUGACAGUGCCGAGGCCAAUUUGGGCAAAGGGGUGGUUGAUGUCAAAGAAAACAGCACAGAAAUAGACAGCACAUCCAAUUCAGAGGAAGAGGACGUAGUAGAGGAGAAAGAGGACAGUGCAAACUCAGAGGACGACGAAGAAGCCUCCCCCGACAAAGACUCAGCUGACAAAGAGUCGGACGAUGAGAUGGACACCAGCAGUGAGGAAGACUCUGAGGACAAAGACAAAAAGGCCAAAGACAAAGACGCCGAAGACUGGAGCCCAGAAGAGGAGUUAGAAGCUGAGGACAAAGACAAAAAGGCCAAAGACAAAGACGCCGAAGACAAGAGCUCAGAAGAGGAGUCAGACGCUGAGGACAAAGACAAAAAGGCCAAAGACAAAGACGCCGAAGACAAGAGCUCAGAAGAGGAGUCAGACGCUGAGGACAAAGACAAAAAGGCCAAAGACAAAGACGCCGAAGACAAGAGCUCAGAAGAGGAGUCAGACGCUGAGGACAAAGACAAAAAGGCCAAAGACAAAGACGCCGAAGACAAGAGCUCAGAAGAGGAUUCAGACGCUGAGGAGGCAGGAGAGUCCAAAGAGGCGGGAGAAAGCAAGCAGGAGGUGGAGGCUGGAGACGACAGUGACGAGGAUGACAAGAGCAAAGCUAAGAACGAGGAGGAGGAAGGGGACGCCGCCGGCAGCCAGGAGGCAGGGGCCUCCACCAAAGAAGAAGGAGAUUCCAUCAGCGAGGAAGACGACAUGAAGAGCAUGAUGACGCUGGAAGAGGGCAUGCCCGCGAGCAGCCAGGACCCCUUCGAGGAGGAGAUGCACGACAGCGCCAGCCAAGACUCAGAGUACGCCACCAAGGAGGAGAGUGAGGAGGAGAAGAGCGCUGAGUCAUCGGACGACAAAGAGAGCAAGAACGCCAGCAAGAAAGACAAAGACAGCAUGGAGGACAAUUCAGAAGAGGAUGCAGACAAAGUUGACAAGGAGGAUACAUCAGAGUCCAUCUCAAAAGAGGAAAGCAUGGAGAAGAGCACUGAGGCAGAUUCCACAAAUGAAGACGAUGAUACUGACACCACAUCUGAGGAGAUAAUGUCCUCUGAGGCAGAUGACAAGACUGCUGCAGUCACUGCUGAAGCACCGGAUCAACCAGACAAGCCAGAUGAUACAACACAAGGUGUCCCUGCUGUCCCUGCUAACACCAGUCAGAGUUCCUAGCAUUCUGGCUUGUACCAGUAGGUUAUGGUGGAGUCUAUACAACAGCAGAAUCAUCAUGAAAAGACACAAAGGAAAUCUACUGAUGCAGUCACAAUAACAAAAAAAAGCAUUUUCGGGGCUGGACAAACUAUUUCUUAUUUCCUCUACCUUCUCACUUCCCCCACUUCCUCCCAAAACAAGUAAAGUUUUCUUUAUAGGGUGAGGAGCUAUGAAUUAAAUUAUUCAACGUUUUGUUCACAGAAUUCACAACUUGAAUAUUUUCAUUUUUUAACAAACACCUAUGCAAAGUGAUGACUAUUGGGACGGUGGUUUUAGGAGCCCCCAUGUCCUAUGUUUAUGCGGCUCAUAGCCUUAAAAUCCUUGACAUUGUGAAACACACAACUGCUACUUUUACUGAAAAGAACAUUGGUUUGAUAUCUGUGCAAUUCUGCUUGAUUUUCUCUGUCUAAAAAAAUACAGUGCUCAAAUGUCGUAGGGCUGUGAUGCAUCUGCAUGUUUUGGGACUUUCUCUGCAUUCUAGUUAUGCUUUUCCACAUUGAUACAACUCUUUCUUCAGAUAACUGCUGCUAAGUCAAAACAAAAUUUUCCUGACUCUCAGAUAAACGUUUUGCUUGUGUUAAAACAACAGACAAAUAUCUCGCUGUAACAAAACAAUUUCCACAAAAAAAGGAGUGUACAGACAUUUUAUGAGGCAAUUUCGUUAUGCACGUCUCUACCUUUUGAGGAUUUAUGACUAAUAUUGUAGUGUUUGUGUAAGAGCAAUGUCGAUGAAUUAUUGUAAUGACAAGAGAUGUAUAGAUAUAUCAGUAAUGUCAUUUUAAUAUGUACACAGGGAGCAAAUCGAAUAAAGCCUGAGUGGUCAGAAAAAAAAA